Molecule: messenger RNA, 1369 nt
Organism: Aptenodytes forsteri (emperor penguin)
Lineage: Eukaryota; Metazoa; Chordata; Aves; Sphenisciformes; Spheniscidae
Product: myosin regulatory light chain 2, smooth muscle minor isoform
Exons: 3
Coding region: 16-534 (172 amino acids)
Cellular component (GO): cytoplasm
Molecular function (GO): calcium ion binding
Source: RefSeq, a predicted model, not a curated record
UGUCCGAAAAUCAACAUGUCUAGCAAAAAGGCAAAGACGAAGACCACCAAGAAGCGCCCUCAGCGUGCCACUUCCAAUGUAUUUGCAAUGUUUGAUCAGUCGCAGAUUCAAGAAUUCAAGGAGGCCUUCAACAUGAUCGACCAGAACAGGGAUGGCUUCAUUGACAAAGAGGACUUGCACGAUAUGCUCGCCUCCCUUGGAAAGAAUCCAACGGAUGAAUACCUAGAUGCCAUGAUGAAUGAGGCUCCAGGCCCCAUAAACUUCACUAUGUUCCUCACAAUGUUUGGUGAGAAGCUAAAUGGCACCGAUCCGGAAGACGUAAUCAGGAAUGCUUUUGCUUGCUUUGAUGAAGAAGCAACAGGGUUCAUUCAGGAAGACUACCUGCGAGAGCUGCUGACGACAAUGGGAGACAGGUUCACAGACGAAGAGGUAGAUGAGCUGUACAGAGAGGCACCCAUCGACAAAAAGGGGAAUUUCAACUACAUUGAAUUCACGCGCAUCCUGAAACACGGAGCAAAAGACAAGGAUGACUGAGCAAAUCCCUGGAUACCUGCAGAUAGCUGCUUUUUUUUUUUUUUUUGUCCCCCCAUUAAUUUUAUUUCUCAGGAUCUGUUUUUUCUUUUUUUCUUGUUGGGACCUUUUUGCAUACACUUUUAGCAUUCCAGCUUUUUCCUCUGUGGACUCUGGGGCUGCUCAGACACACCUGCACCUUUGUAAUAAGAGUGGAAAUGGGCAGGGAGAGAGGACAGCUUACAGUGAUAGAGGUUUAGGGACAAAGAUCCCUGAGUGUGGAGGCCCAGGUAAAAAUGUCAGUGCCACUCAUCCUAGCUAGAUUAGUUUUACAUUUUUAAUGGUAACUUUUCAAAUAAAACACUGCUAUAUUAAGUACAUCAUUGAAAUUUUCAUGCUAGAAGUGGACUGUUUAAUCAUAUCUCUAAAUAUUUUUGCAACUGUAUGCAGUCGUAUUGUUACCUAUUUUUGCCUUAAAAAUGAAGCAUAAGUCACUUAAGCAUACUGAUGUUUGUACUUCAGCGACUGAGUACUUCACUUACUACUGUGAGCAUAUACAAUGAAGAAAUUCCCAUCCUUCAAAUGUUAGUACAUUGUAAAUUAAUGAUUUCUGUCCAAGACUUGCACAUUAAACAUUUUAAAUCUCAUGGAUGUAAUUGAGGGGGUAUUUUACCACCUUAGCGCCUUCAUUUCUUGACACUUGAGUACUACUUAAUACUGCUUUUUAAAAACUUGCAUGGUAAAUCCUAGUGUUUUCUUAAAAAAGAGGUACCACGUGUGAGUAGAAUGCUUGAAUGAUGCCUCUUACCAGAUCUGCAGGACUGACAAUAUGGAAUUCAUUACAUUUCAUUGCAACCAU